AUGGAGUCGCUCUUAUCACUCGCCUUCGACAAUCUCUCGUCUUUCGACGGCGGCAAGAUUAAGAAAGGCCUGAAACAAGUCGAGGGCCUUCUCGCACAAAUCUGCCUCCUCGGCCCGAGUAGUCCAAGGAAACAUGCCGCCGACCAUGGCCGAGAACGAGAACAACCGUCCCGCAAGGUGCUCGCCGAUCUCUCGGGCGAUCCGGCCUUUCGCGAGUUCUUCAAACUCCAGGAGGGCUUCGAAUGGAACAUCGCCCAGCGCCUGCUCACAACACUCGACUGGCUGGUCGUUCGCGGCGGCGACGGCCAGUACGACCUCCUCAUCGUCAAUGCGCUGGACCUCAUCCAAGGCGCACUUCUCCUCCACCCAGCCAGCAAAGCCCUCUUUUCGCGGAGCGUACACAUGAACCUCCUCCUCGACCUCCUCGAACCAAUAAACUGCCCGGCCAUCCAGUCGGCCACCAUCAUCACGCUCGUGGUGGCGCUGCUGGACAUGCCGCAGAACACGCGCGUGUUCGAGCAGCUCGACGGCCUGCUGACGGUCACGUCGCUGUUCAAGAGCCGCGAGACGGGCCGCGAGGUCAAGUUCCGCCUGACCGAGUUCCUCUACUUCUACCUCACCCCCGAGACCCCCUCCAUCCCGCGCGCCGACGCGAGGCUCAGCGCCGCCGCCCCGGGCCUGCUGCAGCGGAGCCCUAGCAAGCUGGCCACCGCCUUUGGUGCGAGCGCGAGCGCGAGCGGUGGGGGUAGUAGGGAGGGGGAGGGGAGGGAGCGGGGGCAGGAGGGCGAGGACGGCGCGACGCUGUCCGUGGAGGAUAAGAAGCUGUUUGUGGAUCGCUAUCUGCCGGGCGUGGUGGAUGAGCUGUUGAAGGAUCUGGAUACGUAUAAGCCGUUUGGGGGGGUGCUCAGUUGA
This is a messenger RNA of Chaetomium fimeti, 912 nucleotides long. Its product is annotated as cell division protein Cdc14. The record is from RefSeq and is a predicted model, not a curated record. The transcript has 2 exons. Bases 1 to 912 code for a protein of 303 amino acids. NCBI's taxonomy places the organism in Eukaryota, Fungi, Ascomycota, Sordariomycetes, Sordariales, Chaetomiaceae.